AUGAAUACUAAAAACGAACAAGACAUUCACUUGCAGAGAAUGAUUGACUUAACAGAAGUUAAACAGCAACGAGCUUGUCAACCAGACGCUACAUUGAAGAAACACUCAUUCAAAUAUCAUGUCCCUCUGGCAGGUAGGAAUGUACCGGUUUGUAGGGAAGGAUUCUUUAGACUCUACGAUGUAAGUCACAAGCGUAUCCGUCGCAUUAGAAAACAUCUCUUGGGAAUCUGGCUGGAAAAACGCCACAAGAUUUACGAGGAGAUUUACGAAGAAACAGAAGUGGUAAUAAAAUAUGUAAAAGUGCAACUGCCAAGAGCAGAAUCAUUAGAAUUAACGGUUUCAGAACUAUGGUCUUCUAAAUCAACAUCAAAACACGUUCCUAUUUUACCAGCUGGAAGCAGCACUAUCGAAGGUUCACUCAAUGCUACUCUAAUGCAAGGAUGUUCAACUACCUCAGCUGAUAAUGGAGAAGAGAGUACCAAACAUUGUGAAGAAUAUAAUAGCUCUAUUGAGAUGCGUAAUAUACUUGUGUCACCUGCGUUUGGGGAAAACGUCGUUGAUAGUGGUUCAGAUUUUUCUGCCGGCAUUAGUGAUAACUAUCUUCUAAGUGAUGAUGAAUGUUUAUUAAAUGUUAAAUCAACUGAUAGUGAUUUGUACAAAUGA
This is a messenger RNA of Diabrotica balteata, 663 nucleotides long. The record is from the annotation of a GenBank genome assembly. NCBI's taxonomy places the organism in Eukaryota, Metazoa, Arthropoda, Insecta, Coleoptera, Chrysomelidae.